CCCCCACACAUGCAUACAACUGCAGAAUGGCGCAUGUAGCUACCACCCAUCGAGUAUUCCAGUAUUCCUGAGCACUGGCCAUGGAGGCCGCUUUCUUGGAAAAGUUUUCACCCCUUCUGGAUGAGCUAAGGGAGGGCAGCUUCGUAGCGUUGAUCACCAUGACCGGCUCAUGCUGCCCCGUGACCACCGCUCAUUACAUGGCCUUCGAAUGUUCUCGCCAACUGUUGAUGGGCGACGGCCUCACACGCCCCACGAGGGAGCAGUUUGCUGAGGUGCUCGGGUUACUCUCCUUGAAUGGUGAUCGGCACGUGGGUGAAAAGCUGCACGCAAAGGGAAUGCCGUCCAUCCCUUAUGUGGACAGAGCUCAGCUGGUGGAUAUGGCCACUGCAGAUGUGCCAUGGAUGAGUUUCAAUCCCACUCGUGAGCACAUUGCAGCUGACUGGAUGCAGCGAAGAUGGCCCACGUUGAGAUUCAUCCGGUAUGCCCUGAAUGGGGCGGAUGACGUCUUCAAAUAUCAGAAGUGGCGCUCCUCAGCCCCAGACCGGCGCUUUGUGACCAUGGGAAGGCCGGGAUUCACGGAGAAGGUGAUCUUGGGUGCCAAAAGGCAUGGCGUCGAUUUGGACCAAGGGUACUUCAUCGUUGGCCCUGAGCUACCGGACAUUUCUUCCACUGCGGUACGCCGGGCCCUCCAAGAGGGAGACGGACAGGCUUUGGAAGGCCUACUGCACCCGAGUGUUGCCGCAUGGCUGUUGAAGUCUGGUAUUUAUGGUGGCACAGGCCACAGAAAGAUGUGAGACUCUCUUUUCAUUCGGUUGGAUUCGGGGAGCAUAGCUUUGCCUUUGAGGGGCAGUCUAGAGUCUAGGAAGUGUGCAGUGUACAGUGCUGACAGCCUGGAAGUUCUUGUUUGCCCAAAAUGAUCUUUGUUUAAUUCAAGUCUCAUUAUCAUGUUUUCAUGACUUGCGACUUGCGACUUGCUAAGGUGGUGUUCUGCUAGAACAUUCCACUGAUUCCCCUGUCGGUAGGCUUUGCUCCGGUACCUGUGCUGGAGGCAACACGAGGGAGCAAACGAUUCCCACCAGCACGAUUCCGGCCGAGUCGUUGCCCGGUAGUCCUAUUCAGCUGUUUUGGCUCCGCCUCCUACCAGGUGUGUAUCUCGAUUGUGC
Durusdinium trenchii is the source of this 1163-nucleotide messenger RNA. The record is from the annotation of a GenBank genome assembly. Lineage: Eukaryota; Dinophyceae; Suessiales; Symbiodiniaceae.